Molecule: messenger RNA, 2009 nt
Organism: Myripristis murdjan (pinecone soldierfish)
Lineage: Eukaryota; Metazoa; Chordata; Actinopteri; Holocentriformes; Holocentridae
Gene: eif2s3
Product: eukaryotic translation initiation factor 2, subunit 3 gamma
Exons: 12
Coding region: 404-1822 (472 amino acids)
Biological process (GO): formation of translation preinitiation complex
Cellular component (GO): cytosol; eukaryotic translation initiation factor 2 complex
Molecular function (GO): translation initiation factor activity; GTPase activity; tRNA binding
Source: RefSeq, a predicted model, not a curated record
AACACAUGGGAAAAGAGUGUCGCUACUCACUUGUUUAACUAUACACGAGUUUUCCAACAUAUUUGGCCAUUAGUAAUGCGUGUAGUGAUGUACAGAUGUAGUCAGCUGGUAGACAAAAGUGGGUUUGUAUUGAUUUUAUAAACUGCGUGUUUUACAAUUUAACAAUAUUGCAUCAUCCGUUGCGGAAGGACCCCGCGUCUCCUGCUCGAAUUUACCAAAAAAAGGAGUAAUAAACCCCGACUUUCUUGUUUUCAGUUAAAUAUAUCAUACAGAACGAAUAAUGUUUUAAACAGUGGCGACUCUCCCUCUGGGCUCGCAGGUUUAAAUUAGUUUGAAAUAAUUAGUUUUAUCCGGUAAUUCAGGCGAUUUCCGCGGCCUCCUCCAUUCCCCUUUUUCUUUCAAGAUGGCGGGCGACGAGUCUGGUACAACGCUUGGUCAGCCUCACCUGUCCAAACAAGACCUCAGUACUCUGGAUGUGUCGACUUUGACGCCGCUCUCUCCAGAGAUCAUCAGUAGACAGGCCACCAUCAAUAUCGGCACCAUUGGUCAUGUGGCCCAUGGCAAGUCCACAGUGGUGAAGGCCAUCUCUGGCGUGCACACUGUCAGGUUCAAGAACGAGCUGGAGAGGAACAUCACCAUCAAGCUAGGAUAUGCCAACGCUAAGGUCUACAAGCUGGACGACCCCAGCUGUCCCAGGCCAGAGUGCUACAGGUCGUGUGGCAGCAGCACUCCUGAUGAGUUUCCCACAGACAUCCCCGGCACCAAGGGCAACUUCAAACUGGUUAGGCAUGUGUCAUUUGUGGACUGUCCCGGUCACGACAUUUUGAUGGCCACCAUGUUGAACGGAGCCGCCGUCAUGGACGCCGCCCUCCUGCUGAUCGCGGGAAACGAGUCGUGUCCUCAGCCACAGACGUCGGAGCAUCUGGCCGCCAUAGAGAUCAUGAAGCUGAAGCACAUCCUGAUCCUGCAGAACAAGAUCGACCUGGUGAAAGAGAGUCAGGCCAAAGAGCAGUACGAGCAGAUCCUCGCCUUCGUUCAGGGCACGGUGGCAGAAGGAGCUCCCAUCAUUCCUAUCUCAGCCCAGCUGAAGUACAACAUCGAGGUGGUGUGUGAAUACAUCGUGAAAAAGAUCCCAGUGCCCAUCAGAGACUUCACAUCUGAGCCUAGACUCAUCGUCAUUAGAUCGUUUGAUGUGAACAAGCCCGGCUGUGAGGUGGACGACCUGAAAGGAGGCGUGGCAGGAGGCAGCAUCCUGAAGGGUGUGCUGAAGGUGGGCCAGGAGCUGGAGGUUCGUCCUGGCAUCGUGUCAAAGGAUCAGGAGGGAAAACUGAUGUGCAAACCCAUUUUCUCCAAGAUCGUCUCUCUGUUUGCUGAGCACAACGACCUGCAGUACGCUGCACCCGGAGGCCUUAUCGGUGUGGGCACUAAAAUCGACCCCACGCUGUGCAGAGCGGACCGUAUGGUCGGUCAGGUCCUCGGCGCCGUCGGAGCGCUGCCAGAAAUCUUCACCGAGCUGGAAAUCUCCUACUUCCUGCUCAGGAGGCUGCUGGGAGUCCGCACAGAGGGAGACAAGAAGGCUGCCAAGGUCCAGAAGCUGUCGAAGAACGAGGUGCUGAUGGUGAACAUCGGCUCGCUGUCGACAGGCGGCCGCGUCAGCGCCGUCAAGGCUGAUCUGGCCAAGAUCGUCCUGACCAACCCCGUCUGCACAGAGGUCGGAGAGAAGAUCGCCCUGAGCCGCCGAGUGGAGAAACACUGGCGUCUGAUUGGCUGGGGUCAGAUCAGGAGGGGCGUGACCAUCACACCCACGGUGGACGACGACUGAGACGAACAAACCUGAGACGUUUGCGUUGCCUGGACAACACGACAACCACCACCACCACCACCACACUCUUUACAUUCACGAGGAGGACGGAGGGAGAAGGGAGGAAGCAGGAAAAAAAAAAAAACGAGACGGGACAUUUUGUAGUCUGGACGCCUCCUCGCUCCGUGAGCUCCUCUUUUCCUCUUCU